Molecule: messenger RNA, 1803 nt
Organism: Arvicola amphibius (Eurasian water vole)
Lineage: Eukaryota; Metazoa; Chordata; Mammalia; Rodentia; Cricetidae
Gene: Kcna5
Product: potassium voltage-gated channel subfamily A member 5
Exons: 1
Coding region: 1-1803 (600 amino acids)
Biological process (GO): potassium ion transmembrane transport; protein homooligomerization
Cellular component (GO): voltage-gated potassium channel complex; membrane
Molecular function (GO): delayed rectifier potassium channel activity; protein binding
Source: RefSeq, a predicted model, not a curated record
AUGGAGAUCUCCCUGGUGCCCCUGGAGAACGGCAGUGCCAUGACACUCAGAGGAGGAGGGGAGGCGGGGGCAAGUUGUGCGCAGACCCCCAGGGGAGAGUGUGGGUUCCCUCCGACGGCUGGGCUCAGUAAGCAGUCCAAAGAACCCUCACAGAGGGGGCGCGCCACGCAAGGGGAUGAGGACCAAGGGGGGAGGCCUUUGCCCUCUCUGCCUCGGAAGCUGCCACAGCCUAGAGAUCCAUCUGCCAAGGAUGAGGAGGAAGAAGGCGACCCUGACCUGGGCACAAUGGAGGAGGACCAGGCUCCACAGGGCGCAGGGUCGCUCCAUCACCAGCGCGUCCUCAUAAACAUCUCCGGGCUGCGCUUCGAGACGCAGCUGGGCACCCUGGCGCAGUUUCCCAAUACCCUCCUGGGGGACCCAGCCAAGCGCCUGCGCUACUUCGACCCCCUGAGAAAUGAGUACUUCUUCGAUCGCAAUCGGCCCAGCUUCGAUGGCAUCCUCUACUACUACCAGUCUGGGGGUCGCCUGCGUAGGCCGGUCAACGUCUCCCUGGAUGUGUUUGCAGAUGAGAUCCGUUUCUACCAGCUGGGGGACGAGGCCAUGGAGCGCUUUCGGGAGGAUGAGGGCUUCAUCAAAGAAGAGGAGAAGCCCCUUCCCCGCAACGAGUUCCAGCGCCAGGUGUGGCUAAUCUUCGAAUACCCAGAAAGCUCCGGGUCCGCAAGAGCCAUCGCCAUCGUGUCGGUCUUGGUCAUUCUUAUCUCUAUCAUCACCUUCUGCUUGGAGACUCUGCCCGAGUUCAGGGAUGAACGAGAGCUGCUCCGCCACCCGCCAGUGCAGCCCCAGCCCCCAGUCCGCGCCCCAGGGGCCAAUGGCAGCGGGGCCGGCGCCCCUUCCUCUGGCCCCACAGUGGCACCACUCCUGCCUAGGACCUUGGCUGACCCAUUCUUCAUUGUGGAGACUACAUGUGUGAUCUGGUUUACUUUUGAGUUGCUUGUGCGCUUCUUUGCCUGCCCUAGCAAGGCAGAGUUCUCUAGGAAUAUCAUGAACAUCAUUGAUAUUGUGGCCAUCUUCCCCUACUUUAUCACCCUGGGCACAGAGCUGGCAGAGCAACAGCCAGGUGGUCAGAACGGGCAGCAGGCCAUGUCCCUAGCCAUCCUCAGGGUGAUCCGCCUGGUCCGGGUGUUCCGCAUCUUCAAGCUCUCCCGGCAUUCCAAGGGGCUGCAGAUCCUGGGUAAGACUUUGCAGGCGUCCAUGAGAGAGCUGGGGCUGCUCAUCUUCUUCCUCUUCAUCGGAGUCAUCCUCUUCUCCAGCGCUGUCUACUUCGCAGAGGCGGACAACCAGGGGUCCCAUUUCUCCAGUAUCCCAGAUGCCUUCUGGUGGGCAGUAGUCACCAUGACCACUGUAGGCUACGGGGACAUGAGGCCCAUCACGGUGGGAGGCAAGAUUGUGGGCUCACUAUGCGCCAUCGCUGGGGUCCUCACCAUUGCCCUGCCUGUACCUGUCAUUGUCUCCAAUUUUAAUUACUUCUAUCAUCGGGAGACUGACCAUGAGGAGCAGGCUGCCUUGAAGGAGGAGCAAGGCAACCAGAGGCGUGAGUCUGGGCUGGACACAGGGGGUCAGCGGAAGGUCAGCAGCAGCAAGGCCUCCUUCUGCAAGACUGGGGGUUCCCUGGAGAAUUCUGACAGUAUCAGAAGGGGCAGCUGCCCUCUGGAAAAGUGUCACCUCAAGGCCAAGAGCAACGUGGACUUGCGAAGGUCCCUAUAUGCCCUCUGUCUGGACAGUAGCCGGGAAACAGAUUUAUAA